AUGCGGUUCACCCUCUCGGCCGUUGCUGGACUAGCUGCCCUGGGCUUCGGCAGUCUCUCUCUUGCCGGCCAAACGAAAAUACACGAAGCAGGCCGCUGUGCUAUCAGAGGCAACUGCGGGAAACAGUCGUUCUUUGGCGGUGAGCUGCCGUGUCCGGACAAUGAACUAGCUAGUCUGCCGGAACAGAAGGUUCGGCAGAGGCUGGUCGACCUGUGCGGGAAGAAGUGGGAAGAUGGCCCGGUUUGCUGCAAGGAUGAACAGAUUGAUGCGCUCUCGUCGAACCUGAAGCUCGCCGAAGGGAUCAUAUCGUCGUGCCCUGCUUGCAAAGAAAACUUCUUCAACCUCUUCUGCACCUUCACCUGUUCGCCCGACCAGUCCCUCUUCGUCAAUGUUACUGAGGUGGCUCAGGUGAACGGCAAGUUGCUGGUCACCGAACUGGAUACCCUAUGGUCAGAGGAGUACCAGAGUAGUUUCUACGACAGCUGCAAAAAUGUCAAGAAUGGCGCUUCAGGCGGUAAGGCCAUGGACUUUAUUGGCGGCGGAGCAAAAAAUUAUACGCAGUUCCUGAAGUUCCUGGGCGACAAGAAGUUCCUCGGUAGCCCCUUUCAGAUAAAUUUCCUUACAGAACCCCGGCAUUCAGACGAUCAGAACAUGAAACCAGUACCUGAUGAAACGAAAUCGUGUGCUGACAAGGAUGAGGCCUACCGUUGCUCUUGCAUAGACUGCCCUGAGGUCUGUCCAGAGCUUCCCGCAAUCAAGGGAGAGCGCCAUUGCCAAGUCGGCAGUCUCCCCUGCCUCACAUUUGCAGCGAUACUAGUAUAUUCCAUUUCCCUAAUGCUCAUUGUCGUGCUGGCAAUCGCGCGGUCUGCUUUUAAACGACACCGUGCGCGAAAUAUCGAGCGUGUUCGGCUCCUACAGGACGAUGCCCCAAGCGACGAAGACGAUGAGGCCGAUGUGAUCGAAGAUACUCGGAUCCCCCAGCCGUACCCACUCAACCACAUGCUAGGUAACGCCUUCAACCGGCUGGGUGGCAUAUGUGCAAGAUUCCCUGGCUUGACCAUCUCAUCUACUGUUCUCAUCGCAUUGCUUCUUAGCCUCGGCUGGCUUCGUUUUGCGGUUGAAACAGAUCCUGUCAGGCUCUGGGUUAGCCCUAAUUCUGCUGCUGCGAAGGAGAAAGACUUUUAUGAUGCCAAUUUUGAACCAUUUUACCGCGUUGAGCAAGUGUUCGUCGUCAAAGAUGUUAAUACCGGAGAGCCAGAGCCAGUGUUGGAUUAUGACACGCUGGGCUGGUGGUUCGAUGUCGAGAAUCGUGUGCGGCGAAUGAUUUCACUGAACCAACGAUUAACACUGGACGAUGUUUGCUUCAACCCAACUGGCCGUGGAUGCGUUGUGCAGUCACUUUCCGGGUACUUCAAGGGUUCUUUUACCAACGUCAACCCAGACACAUGGCGGAGUCACCUACAGCACUGUGCGCAGUCGCCGGGUUCCCGUGAUUGUCUUCCGGACUUCCAACAACCUCUAGCACCCCAGAUGGUCCUGGGAGGGUUUAACGAAACGGCAAAUAUCUUGGAUGCCCGCUCCCUCAUCAUCACCUGGGUGGUCAACAAUUACGAACAAGGAUCAGAGAAUGAAGCUCGAGCAAUGGACUGGGAAGAGACGUUGAAGCAGGUGCUCCAAGUCGUGCAAGAAGAAGCUUCCGAGCGUGGACUCCGCGUCUCAUUCAGUACAGAAAUCUCUCUAGAGCAGGAAUUGAACAAGUCGACCAACACCGACGCCAGAAUCGUUGUCAUCAGCUACGUUAUUAUGUUUAUUUAUGCGUCCCUCGCCCUAGGUUCUACAACUAUCAGUUGGCGAUCACUUUUCCAUAACCCUAGCCACGUCCUCGUCCAGUCAAAAUUUACACUCGGAAUUGUUGGAAUUCUCAUUGUCCUAAUGUCAGUGUCAGCGUCUGUCGGCCUUUUCUCCGCCUUUGGCAUCAAGGUCACCCUUAUAAUCGCAGAAGUCAUACCUUUCCUCGUUCUUGCCGUGGGUGUUGAUAAUAUAUUCCUCAUCGUUCAUGAAUUCGAACGAGUGAACUUGAGCCACCCAGAUGAGGAGAUUGACGAGCGCAUCGCCAGAGCCCUUGGUAGAAUUGGCCCAAGUAUCCUGCUCUCAGCAACGACUGAGACCAUCGCGUUUGCCUUGGGUGUCUUUGUUGGAAUGCCGGCUGUAAAGAACUUCGCAGCGUAUGCUGCCGGAGCCGUGCUUAUCAACGCCUUACUCCAAGUGACGAUGUUCGUGUCUAUUCUGGCAUUGAACCAGAAACGUGUGGAAAGUCUCCGCGUGGACUGUGUGCCCUGCAUUGCAGUCCGCAAGGCUGCCAGUACUGGCAUUGCUGGCGACGAAAGACCUGAUUUUGGAGAAAGCCUGUUACAACGCUUCAUCCGCAAGGUAUAUGCCACCAGACUCCUUGGCCGGAAUGUCAAAAUUGCCGUAGUGGUCCUCUUCUUGGGGCUAUUUACAGCUGGACUGGGUCUGAUUCCAAUGGUAAGCUUGGGACUGGACCAGCGAAUUGCGAUCCCAAAUGACUCCUACUUGAUACCAUACUUCAACGAUCUUUAUGACUACCUCAGUGUCGGACCUCCUGUCUAUUUCGUGACGCGGGAUGUCAACAUCACCGCCAGAGAGCACCAGCAACAAAUCUGCGGCCGGUUUACCACCUGCGAUGAGUUCUCCUUGGGCUUCGUCCUAGAGCAAGAGUCCAAGCGUUCCAACGUUUCGUACAUUUCAGGAUCUACUGCAAACUGGAUCGAUGAUUUCUUCUACUGGCUCAAUCCCCAACAGGAUUGCUGCAAGGAAGACGGCAAAACAUGUUUUGAAGAUCGCCAGCCCGGCUGGAAUAUUUCCCUCUACGGCAUGCCCGAGGGUGCUGAAUUCAUCCACUACGCAGAGAAAUGGAUUGACUCUCCAACGACAGAGUCCUGCCCGCUCGGCGGCAAAGCUCCGUAUAGCAACGCCCUUGUCCUUGAUUCAAACCGCAUCAUGACCAACGCCAGCAGUUUCCGCACGGCACACACCCCAUUGCGCGGCCAGGCUGACUUCAUCAACGCCUACGCUUCCGCGCGUCGCAUCGCAAAUGAUAUCUCCAGCAACCACGGCAUUGACGUGUUCCCCUACUCCAAAUUCUACAUUUUCUUCGACCAGUAUGCGUCCAUCAUCCAGCUCACGGGUGCCUUACUGGGCUCUGCGGUUGGCGUGAUCUUCCUCGUCACCUCGGCCCUGCUAGGAUCGCUUCUCACCGGCGGAGUAGUGACGCUGACAGUCGUGAUGAUUGUGGUGGACAUCAUCGGGGCCAUGGCAGUAGUGGGAGUCUCCCUGAAUGCCAUUUCGUUGGUGAACCUCGUAAUCUGUGUUGGAAUCAGCGUCGAGUUCUGCGCGCACAUCGCCCGCGCAUUCAUGUUCCCCUCUGCACCGCUAUUGGAGAAGGCACCGGUCAAAUUCCGACACCGCACCGCCAGGGCGUGGGCGGCACUGGUAAACGUUGGCGGGAGCGUCCUCAGCGGCAUCACCAUCACCAAACUGGUCGGAAUAUGCGUUCUCGCCUUCACCAGAAGUAAAAUCUUCGAGAUCUACUACUUCCGCGUCUGGCUUGCUCUCGUCGUCUUCGCGGCAACCCACGCGCUUAUUUUCUUACCCGUGGCCCUGAGCUUCAUCGGAGGCGAUGCAAGCCAAGGAAACGUGAAGGAAGCCACCAGCACGCUCCAGAAGGUGUACUAUAAAAACCCGGAGGCCCUCCUCUUCCUCAUCCAAAUUGCUACAUCACACCACGAUGCAGACUUGAAGCAGCUGGCCGCCGUCGAGGCUCGAUCUCUUGCUAUAAAGCUAUGGGCAAAGGUUCCCGCUGCCCAGAAACCACAGGUCAGAGAGCAGCUGCUCCGCUCGACCCUGAGUGAAAGCUCUGCACUCGUCCGCCAUGCCUGUGCGAGAGUCAUCUCUGCCAUUGCAGAGAUCGACUUGACCGAUGGCGAGUGGGCUGACCUGCCGCAGUUCCUCCUGAACGCGUCCACCAGCGCGAAGCAGGAGGAGCGUGCCGUCGGAACAUACAUCCUUUACGCCGUCCUGGAGACUCUGGGUGAAGGUUUCGAGGAGAAAUUCAUGGACCUAUUCGCGCUUUUCGAAAAGACGAUCCGUGACCCCGAGAGCGCGGAGGUUCGCAUCAACACGCUGCUAGCCCUGAGCAAGCUCGCCGUCCAUCUUGACUCGGACGAAGACGAAAAGCCAAUCCAGGCAUUCCAGCAAAUUUUCCCUGCCAUGGUCAACGUCCUCAAGGACACCAUUGACCAAAGCGACGAUGCCCGGACGAUGCAGGCCUUCGAGGUCUUCCAAACCCUCCUUGGGUGUGACCCAGAGCUCCUCAACCCUCACCUGAAGGACCUGGUUAUCUUCAUGAAUCAGAUUGCCGGUAACACCAAGGCUGACGACGAUACGCGAACCCAAGCAAUCAGCUUCCUCAUGCAGGCUGUCAGCUACAGGAAAGUCCGUAUCCAGGGCAUGCAACUGGGCGAGCAGCUCACCCGCACAUGUCUCGCCGUCGCUACCGAGCUAGGUGACCUUGACUCUGACGACGAUGACAUUACCCCAGCCCGUUCCGCUCUUGGGCUCCUCGACAUGAUGUCCCAGAGCUUCGCUCCCAGCCAAGUGGUCGUUCCUCUCCUCAACGCCGUCGGCCAAUACUUCAACAGCUCGGAGCCUAGCCACCGUCGUGCCGGUAUCAUGUCUCUCGGCAUGUGUAUCGACGGAGCACCCGAUUUCAUCAGCACCCAGAUGAAGGAGAUCUUCCCCGUCCUCUUCCGUUUGCUCCAGGACCCCGACUCCAGCGUGCGCCAGGCUGCCCUUGACACCGUCGCUAGACUUGCCGACGACCUUCCUGACGAUGUCAGCAAACAGCACGAGACGCUCAUGCCAUUGCUCUUGAAGAACCUGGCUAGCGCUAUGCAAGGAUACAAUGGAGAGGAAUCUGGUCCCGCGGUCGACAUGAUCAAGUCUGCGCUUAGCGCAACUGACACCGUCGUUGACGGCAUGGAAGGCAAGGACGUCGCCCCAUACCAAUCCGAGCUCGUUCCCUUGUUGCAGAAGCUGUUCAAGCAUCCCGACUUUAAAAUCAAGGGCCACACUGCCAGCGCACUUGGAUCGGUGGCCUCAUCUGCCGGUGAUGCAUUCCUCCCUUACUUUGACGAAUCGAUGCAUAUCAUGCAGGAGUUCGCCACGCUCAAGCACAGUGAGGAAGAGCUCGAGCUACGUGCCAGUGUCAUCGAUGCUAUGGGCGAGAUGUCUUCUGGCGCUGGACCAGAACAUUUCAAGAACUACGUCGGCCCAUUGAUGCAGGCUAGCGAAGAGGCAUUGCACCUCGACCACUCACGCUUGAAGGAGAGCACCUAUCUCUUCUGGGGCGUGAUGUCAAAAGUCUACGGAUCGGAGUUCACUCCAUACCUUGAAGGCGUCGUCAAGGCAUUGAUCGCAUGUCUGGAGCAAAGCGAGACGGACAUGGAGGUUUCUCUUGGAGAUGCCGCCAAAGACCUCGUUGGCCAGGAAGUGACCAUUGCCGGACACAAAGUGCGUGUUGCUAGUACCGAUGACGACGACGAUGAUGACUUCGAGGAUAUCGACGACGACUGGGAGAACCUCAACACUGUCACCCCAGUUUCCUUGGAGAAAGAAGUCGCCAUUGAAGUGCUUGGAGACGUGAUCACACACACCGGCAAGUCAUUCAUGCCAUUCUUCGAGAUGACAAUGCAGCACAUUCUACCGCUCGCCGAGCAUUCGUACGAAGGCGUGAGGAAGAGUACCAUGUCGACCCUUCACCGAUCGUAUGCUGCGCUGUGGCAGGUCUGCGAGGAGACUGGACAGAUGCAGAAGUGGCAGCCUGGUAAGGGCAUGGCAUUAGUCGAGCCACCAACCGAAAUUAAGAAGUUGGGCGAGAUCCUGAUGAAGGUUACUCUUCAGCGAUGGACUGAUGAAGACGAUCCUUCCGCGGUCUCUGACAUCAACCGCAACUUCGCCGACAACUUGCGCUUCUGUGGCCCCUACCUGAUCUCCAACCGCCAGAAUCUUGAGAAUGUCACGACUGUGGUCACAUCGAUCAUCACCAAGCAGCAUCCUUGCCAGAUAGAGCUCGAUGCUACCGAGGAAGAUAGGGAGCUCAUGGAAGAGUUGUCCGAGUUCGACUGGAACGUCAUCGACACUGCUCUUGACGUUGUCUCCGGCCUCGCGAUCGCACUAGGCGCCGAAUUUGUGGCUCUCUGGCCAACAUUUGAGAAAUACGUCCUCCGUUUCGCCGGAAGCAGCGAAUCGCUCGAGCGAUCUACUUCCAUCGGUGUGCUUGCCGACGUGAUUGCCGGGCUCGGCAACGCUAUCACUCCCUACACGACCAACUUCUUGCGUUUGUUCACUCACCGUCUAACGGACGAGGACAUGCAAACUCGCAGCAACGCCAGCUACGCCGUUGGUCUGCUGGUCGAGAAGUCCGAGGCUGACGCUGAGCUCGUGGCCGCGUACCCAUCCAUCCUAGAGAAAAUCUCCAGGUGUCUCCAGAUCCAACAGGCAAGACUUCCUGAUAACGCUGCUGGAUGUGUUGCACGCUUGAUCCUAAAGCAUCGCGAGAACGUUCCCCUGGAUGAGGUUUUGCCUGCCCUGGUUGAAAUCCUUCCUCUGGAAAACGACUACGAUGAGAACGAGCCUGUGUAUAGAAUGAUCUGCCAGCUUUAUAAAUGGGAGGACGCAACUGUCCGCCAACUGACGCCCCGCCUCCUGCCGAUCUUCGAGUCUGUGCUGACUGGCGACAGCGACCAGCUGGACGACGAGCGACGAGCCGAAUUGAUCGAGCUCGUCUCGUGGCUGAACAAGAUGCAACCAGGCGGAGCUGCUGCGUUCGUUGAGAAGCUUAGCUCGUGA
Arthroderma uncinatum is the source of this 6930-nucleotide messenger RNA. RefSeq names its product niemann-Pick C1 protein. The transcript has 5 exons. Lineage: Eukaryota; Fungi; Ascomycota; Eurotiomycetes; Onygenales; Arthrodermataceae. Gene Ontology annotation, cellular component: membrane. Gene Ontology annotation, biological process: intracellular protein transport. The record is from RefSeq and is a predicted model, not a curated record. Gene Ontology annotation, molecular function: small GTPase binding; lipid carrier activity. The coding region runs from base 1 to 6930 and encodes 2309 amino acids.